GUGAACCUAAAGGGUGUCGGAAAGGAGGGACAGCAAGCGAUCUUGCGGGUGCGCCCUUUCCACAGGUGAGCGGCUGCCGGCCUUGGCACAGCUACGGGCCCGGCCCGGUUGACACGCGGUCUCGCGUCCAACCUCUCACCGUCCCUAUAAAAGCGGACACCGACGUCCGGUCAAUCACCACAACGCCUCGAGGCAAGCUCCCAGUCCAGACUUUUGAAGCGACGAAGCAACAAGCCGCCAUGGUUGUUAGCAGCAAAACCGCCCUUCUCUCUCUCGCCGUCCUGCUCGCCCUGUGCAGCUUGGCAUUCGCCCAGUUUGGCUACGGUGGGUUCGGUCGCGGCUAUGGAGGAUACGGAGGCUUCGGCCGCGGCUUCGGAGGAGGAUACGGGGGAUUCGGUCGUGGAUUCGGAGGAGGCUACGGUGGAUUUGGACGUGGAUUCGGUGGCUACGGUGGAUUUGGACGUGGAUUCGGUGGCUACGGACGUGGAUUCUACGGUUGAAAAUUUCUGACUUCUACGUUAUGCAUCAAUAAGACAGAUAUUGCUUCAUGCACUGUUUUAUAAGAGCUACCGCUCAGCGCAGCGACGUCAUUGGCGAGGAUAAAGAAUGAAGGAGUUCGGUACCAACUCGAAAGUCUGCAAUACGGGUUUGCCAAUAAAUAUCUGAUUUUGACCAUUAC
Messenger RNA from Rhipicephalus microplus (southern cattle tick), 679 nucleotides. RefSeq lists its product as uncharacterized. NCBI's taxonomy places the organism in Eukaryota, Metazoa, Arthropoda, Arachnida, Ixodida, Ixodidae. The record is from RefSeq and is a predicted model, not a curated record.